Perca fluviatilis (European perch) is the source of this 3646-nucleotide messenger RNA. Its product is annotated as cilia- and flagella-associated protein 251-like. The coding region runs from base 322 to 2844 and encodes 840 amino acids. The record is from RefSeq and is a predicted model, not a curated record. NCBI's taxonomy places the organism in Eukaryota, Metazoa, Chordata, Actinopteri, Perciformes, Percidae. The transcript has 5 exons.
GGUUUGACAGGUAAAUUUAGCAGAUUGAAAUGUUCUUGGUAGUGGGAAGUCAGUUGUAAUUAUGCAGUAAUUAUUUCAAGAGAAUAUUCAACUGCUGCCUCCGAAGAAACAGCAUUGUUUUAGAGGCAUUUCUAUCCGGAAGAUUAUAUCUGAGCACAUGGAACUAUUAAUACAUCAACCUUUUUAUUACUACAGGUAGAGUAGGAUUUAUUAGGCUGAGCAGAGGGCAGCACUCUAGCUGAGACUGAACAGUUGUUUGUUUGAUAUAUGGACUUUGACCGUGUGCAGCUCACUGACUGAGAAAGCACGCAAAAGCUCUGCAUGAUGCCUCACCAGACGGACAGACUGUCCUGUAAAUCCCCACUCAUUGUUCGCACCAUGUUGAUUCUCCAAUACGCUGUUGCCCUUCUUUUCCUGGCACACUCAAAUGAAGGUCAGUCUCAGGCGACUGGUCAAACUCAGUCAAUAGUGGCAUUGGUCGGCAAUGACAUCACUUUGCCAUGCCAUGUGAAACCUGCCAUGGAUGCCGGUAACCAGAUGCUGGAGUGGGCGAGACCUGACCUGAAACCCAGAUUUGUCCAUGUGAGGCGCUUCGGUGACGACCGGCUGCUUGAUCAGAAUCCUUCCUACAAGGGAAGAACAUCGGUGUCCAUCGAUGGACUGAAACAGGGAGACGCUUCACUGACACUCUCCAGAGUGGAACUCUCUGAUCAAGGAACAUACAGAUGCUUCAUUCCAGGGUUGAAUACAGAAUCCAGCAUUCAGCUUGUUGUUGAUGAUUCUGAUUCUGGUUCGACUGCUUAUAUCAUCAUCGGUUUGGUUGUUGGCGUUCUGGUGAUUCUCGCGGUUGCCCUUGCUGUGUGGAAAUGGAGACAAAACAAAAUCAAGUCCAAGAAGCAGCAGGAGGAUGAAGAAACACAGAGAGGAGGAGAGAAGAACUCUACAAGUAAUGAUUCAGAACAGCAAUGUCUGAUAGAAAGAGAAACAGAAAGUGAACAAUCAAAAAAAGAAAGACAGACAAUUAAUAAUCAGAACACGAUGGAAGACAAAAAUAACCUUGCACGUUCAGGUGAAGGAACAAAACGUUCAUAUCAAACAGAGCAGGAAACUCACCAGGAGAAGACAGAAGGAGAAACUAGCAAUAUUCUCAUCCAGGGACAGAAACUAUGUGAAAUUGCAGAGGAAGAGAGCAAAUCAAUAACUGUAGGAACAGCAACUCCAGGUACCGCAGAGGUAGAAACACAGAAAGAGCAAGAAGAGAGGACAAAGUCUGUAAAUACUGAAACAGCAACUCAGAGUCUGAUGGAUGGACAUGGACAACAACAGCAGGUCAGGGGAGCAGCAGAAGCAAAUAAUGAUACUGAAAAGGAAGAAAAAGAAGAGGACAUCAAAUCUCCUAAAAACAAAGCAUCAAGUCAGGGUCUUACUGACGACAAAAGACAACACAAUGAUCCAACAGCAGGAGGAGGUUCGACGAAUGACUCGGACCAGACAGGAGGACCGACAGGGAGAAGUGACGACCCUCCAGUUCCAGCAGAGAGAAAACAACAGCAGGUCAGAGCAGCAGGAGAACCAAGUAAUGAUACUAACACGGUUGAAAAUAAAGACCAAACUCAAACUACAGAAAAUGAAGCAGCAGCUCAGAGUCCAACUGAUGACAAAACACAACCCAGUGAUCCAACAGCAGGAGGAGAGAUGCAGAAUGAUUCUGAAUUGAUAACGGGACAAAAAGACACUCCAUGCACAGCAGAGAGCAGACACAAAGUAGAGAAUGGAGACAGGAGAGAUGUAGGGGAGAACCCAACCCUUCUUCCUCCUGUUAAACCAGAUCGGCUCUCUAAAUUAGAACAACAGAAGGAUUUGAACACACUGGUCGGACAAGAAGCAAGUACUGAUACUAAAACGGUCGAAAUUAAAAUAGAAACCCAAACUAACGAUGACAAAGCAGCAGCUAAGGGUCCAACUGAUGACACGACACAACCCGGUGAUCCACCAGCAGGAGGAGAGACAAAUGAAACUGAAGGAAAAGACACCCCAUGCCCAGCAGAGAGAAGACAAAUAGUAAAGAAUGGAGACAGGAAAGACGGAGAGGGGAACGCAACCCCUUUUCCUCCUGUUAAACCAGAUCGGCUCUCUAAAGCAGAACAACAGAAGGAUUUGAACAAAAAAAAUGAAGUCAACAAAACAGAAUCUACAAAUAACGAAGAAACAGGUCCAAAUGAGGGAGAAACACAACAAAAUGAUGGACCAGCAGUAGGAGGGACAAUGAAUGACUUGGACCAGACAGGAGGAACGACAGGGAAGAGUAAAGACCAAACUCAAACUACAGAAAACGAAGCAGCAGCUCAGGGCCCAACUGAUGACAAAACACAACACGGUGAUCCAACAGCAGGAGGAGAGAUGCAGAAUGAUUCUGAAUUGAUAACUGUGUCCGCUCCAUGCCCAGCAGAGAGAAGACAAGUAGUAAAGAAUGUAGGUGGGAAAGAUGGAGAGGGGAACCCAACACUUCUGUCUUCAGUUAAACCAGAUCUGCUCCAUAACACAGAAGAACAGAGAAAAUUGGAUCAGCCCCAAGCAGAAGUAGAGAGUGAUGUGGUGAAAAAAGAAAAAGAGACAGAUAAAACAGGACUUCUCCAUCAGACAGAGGGAGAAACACGUGAAAAGCCGUCUGUUAAAGAUCAGCCAGAGAAGCUGGAGAAGGGAGAGGGAGAUGGAGAGGAAGGCACAUCAUCUGCCAAUAGCAAAAGAGAACAUCUUCCAGACGUUAAUAUGGCUCAGGAAGAGACACAAAACGGUGUGAAUAAAGGAAAGAGAAGAAGAAACAGGAAGCAAAGCAAGGAGUGAUCAAGAUAGCAAAAAAGAUUCAUAGAAAAACGACGAAAUCAAAAUACCACAGGAGUAGAAGGAGAAAAUGAUCUGAAUAAAGAGAUGGUUCUAAUUCUUCUUCUCCAAGAAGAUCCUCAGUAUGUGAUGAAGGGACAAACAGACCAAGAUUGAAGACAGACCGUAGAGUAAGAAUCAUUUUAAAAAAGCAAUUCAAAGCUGCAGAAAAGGAGACAGCACUGACAAAUCUGGAGAAAGAGAUGAAAAAACCUAGAGAAGAGAAACAAAAUUUUCAAAUGAAAUGUAAAGAAAAGAGAUAGAGAAGAUCAAUUUAAACUGCAGCUGGGGGAGGUAUGUGAGAUAACAUGACAGGAAGCUUCAGUUAGGGAAGACAUGGGUAGAAAAGAUAGACCCUGAGACAGAGAAAGAAGCAGAGAAAGAGAAAUAAAUGACUUUUUCUGGAUUCUUAUAUCUAAAAAAUGAGAAAACAGACCUUUAGGACACAAGAAGAAGCAGCAGGGAGAGAAGCCAAGAGCUGCAAAAAGAGAGAAGCUAAAAGAUGCGGAAAUCUAAAAUAAAGAGAAGCUUUUUUACUUUGAGUUGACUUGAAUCAGUUUCAACAAUAGUUCCAUCUUGCAUUUCACAUGACAAUGAUCUUUCUCUGUUUUAUACAUUCACAUUCUAGGGUGUAUAAAAGUAUAGAAUUUUGCUUUUUGUGCAUUUUUGAUUGAUAAGAAUUCACAAAUCUUUGUUGAAGGUUUUCUGAACUGUGUCAGAGGUCUUUUUAUUUCCUUUUUAUUAAAACUAUAUGAUGUGUUUUUAU